Molecule: messenger RNA, 3897 nt
Organism: Daphnia carinata
Lineage: Eukaryota; Metazoa; Arthropoda; Branchiopoda; Diplostraca; Daphniidae
Gene: alpha-Man-IIa
Product: alpha-mannosidase 2-like
Exons: 11
Coding region: 124-3585 (1153 amino acids)
Biological process (GO): N-glycan processing; mannose metabolic process; protein deglycosylation
Cellular component (GO): Golgi membrane
Molecular function (GO): alpha-mannosidase activity; carbohydrate binding
Source: RefSeq, a predicted model, not a curated record
AUGCCCGUUACGUAUUGGAGCGGGACUUCUUUUAAUCCGUCUCCGUGACAUUUAUUAAUAGUAGAAUUAUUGGUCUUACUUGCCAAGUGAAUUUAAAUACCAGUAUAGUUAAAUUAAAAUAAUAUGCGGAUCAGAAAAACUAGUCUACUUUUUAGUCUGAGUUGUUUGGUUGUCUUUGGGUGCAUUGUGUUGCUGCUUGGUCGAAACAAGAAUUUGGUUGGUGACGAAGAGAAUGAUGUUGAAGAUUUGGAAAACAAGGUGAAAGAACUUGAGCGGGAUUUGCAGAGAAAUUAUGAAAUUGUACAAAAGAUAGGAAAAUCUGUUUCUGAUCUCCUUAAACAAUCAUCUGGGCAAGGCGAAGCAGAUUAUCAUAAAGCUGCUGAGAUAAAACAAGUCCAACAAAUAGUGGAUGGGAAAAUUGGAACCCAAAAUUGCAUGUUUGUUGAACAAACUCCACCACAACCUAAUUUGCAGAUGCUCAAGUUGUACAGCAAGAUGAAGUUUGACAACCCAGAUGGUGGAGCAUGGAAGCAAGGGUGGGAUGUCCAAUAUGAUGACAGCCAGUUCUCGGAAGACAACAAGCUAAAAGUUUUCGUGGUUCCCCAUUCGCACAAUGAUCCCGGGUGGAUUAAAACUAUCCAAAAAUAUUAUGAAGACCAAACUAGGCAUAUUUUAAAUAACAUGAUACGAAAAGUGAGUGAAGAAGAAAAACGCAAAUUCAUCUGGGCAGAAGUCUCCUACCUGGAUUUGUGGUGGAAAGAAUCGGAACCACAGGCCAGAGACAAGUUUAAAAAGCUUGUUGACAAAGGCCAGAUUGAAAUAGUUACAGGUGGGUGGGUGAUGAACGAUGAAGCCAAUACGCACUAUUACGGAAUGAUUGAACAGCUGACAUCUGGCCAUGAAUGGCUCAAACAGAAGCUGAACUUUUCUCCCCGAAAUGGCUGGGCUGUUGAUCCCUUUGGCUAUUCCAGCAGUAUGGCCUAUCUAUUGAAGAGAAGUGGUCUUGAAAACAUGGUCAUUCAGCGAGUUCAUUACGCCAUAAAAAAAGUCAUGGCAGCACAGAAGACUUUAGAGUUCCGUUGGCGACAAAAUUGGGAUCGCGAUGGACAAACCGAAAUGCUCUGUCACAUGAUGCCAUUCUACAGCUAUGAUAUACCACAUACGUGCGGUCCAGAUCCCAAAAUUUGCUGCCAAUUUGAUUUCCGUCGCUUGAGUACGUCAGGUCAAACUCCUAUUCACUGCCCGUGGAGAGUCCCACCGCAACCCAUCACCGAGGCCAAUGUUCACAAUAGGGCUGCGCUUUUGCUGGAUCAGUAUCGCAAAAAAUCCAGCUUGUACAAAACAAAUGUGCUGAUGAUCCAACUGGGUGAUGAUUUCCGUUACGUUACGGCUACCGAAUACGACCAGCAAUUCAUAAAUUACCAAAAAUUGUUCGAUUACAUGAACAGCCGCAAGGACUGGUUCGUGGAGGCUCAGUUUGGAACAUUGAAAGAUUAUUUUGACGCUCUCCGGACAAGCGUGGCCCAAUCGGUGGAGACUUUUCCAUCUUUAUCCGGCGAUUUUUUUACUUACGCAGAUAUUGACGACCAUUAUUGGAGUGGUUAUUAUACGACGCGUCCAUUUUACAAGCUACUCGACCGAGUGUUGGAAUCGUAUCUGAGAUCAGCUGAAAUUAUUUAUUCCAUGACUUGGUCGCACCUCCAUCGCCUGUCGGCCGUUCCCGAUCGAUCCCGCAACUGGAUGGGGCGCAUGAUGGCGCUAUUGUCGCAGGCCCGACGUCACCUGGCCGUCUUCCAGCACCACGACGGCAUCACGGGGACGGAGAGAGACCAUGUUGUCCAAGACUAUGCCAAAAUGAUGCAGAAGGGCAUUCAAAACAGUCAGCUGAUUAUUCAACAGUGCGCACACUAUUUACUUCAUCCGGAUCAGGCCAAUUACGAGCCUGAGUUAGAUACUCUUCAUUUCUCUGUCGACGAUGAAUACUCGAAACCGAAUGAACUGCCAAUGAAAAGUCUCAUUCGCGUGCAAAGAUCAAAACGUCACAUCAUAUUUUACAACUCGCUGGCUUCCGAACGCAUCCAAGUCGUUACCCUCCGUGUAUCACAUUAUAAUGUCGAGGUAACGAAUGAUCAGUUGAAGCCGGUCAAUACUCAAGUCAGUCCCGUUUUCAUUACCUCGCAUCAACUAUCCAGUGAGGAAUUCGAAAUUUCAUUUCUCGUUUCUGUUCCGCCGUUGGGCAUGUCCACGUACACCAUCUGCCAGUUCGACGGAACCAUCCAAGAAAAUGUACAUUUGGAAGUGUCUCGGAUUGUAGUGAGGGAAUCACGAUCCAUCGAUUCCGUUGCCCCGUUCACGGUCGACAUUAAGGAGCAAUUCGAGCCUUUCACGCUGAAGAACUCGAAUUUAAAGGCAACCUUCGACUCAAACGGCCUUUUGACCUCAAUAAGUCAAGAUCAUCGUGAAACUGUGUCUAUUGCUAUUCAAUUUGUUCAUUACGGAACACGUGGAGGCCACCAGGCCAUGAGCGGGGCCUACAUUUUCCUACCAGACGGGCCGGCCAAAUUGCUGGAGCCCAAUGCAGAGGAUAAUCGCGUAAGAAUUGUCCAGGGUUCCAUCCGUUCUCAAGUGGUCGCCACUUUGCCCUUCGUUGUGCACCAAGUCACGUUACAUCGAUCGCCUGGAAUCGAUGGAUUGGGCCUCGAUAUUGACAAUCUCGUGAAUUUGUCCGGACAGAGUAACUUGGAAGUGGCCAUGCGCCUUGUUACCAGCCUUGAUAGUGGCACAGCUUUUUACACCGAUUUGAACGGCCUGCAGAUGACGCGACGAGAAAAAUGGGAACAACUGCCAUUACAAGCCCAGUUUUAUCCGAUGCCUACCAUGGCCUACAUUGAAGAUUCAACGACGAGAAUAACCUUGGCAACCAAACAGCCACUGGGUGUGGCCAAUCUUUCCCCGGGCCAGUUAGAGGUGAUGCUGGACCGCCGAUUGAAUCAAGACGACAAUCGUGGCCUGGGGCAAGGCAUUUACGAUAACGUCAUCCCGACAUUAAAUUCCUUCCGGCUACUGGUUGAGCCUCGCAUCGUCUCGUGCAAGGGAAGCCAUGAAGGUCGAAGACCCGAUGGAUACCCUUCGCUAUCAGCUCAUCGUUCGCUUCAUGAGCUAUUGUACCCAGUGCACCAAUUAGUUCGGAACGUUGGCGAUCAGCAACUGGACAACAGUUCACCUUUGAUUAAGUUGCACGACAACUUUAAACCGGCGCUGUCAGAGAGUGGAUCGGAUAUUCACGUCGUUAACCUGCGCACGGCAACUCGAUUGCCGGACGAUGAAGCCGUUGAGCCAUCGUCUUCCGUCUCUCUUGUGUUGCACCGUCUCGGCUUCGACUGUUGCUUCCCACCUUUGGGGUUGAACAGCUCAACGGCUAACAACGGCGAAUUUAGUCUCGAUAAACUCUUUCCCGAUUAUUUUGGCAAUCGAGUCCGUUCCAUGUCCCUAACGUCAUUGGGAACUCAAGAACCGGCCAUCGAAAAGUCUUUUACCAUAGCCUUAAAACCAAUGGAAAUUUACACCUUUGAGUUGCAACCCUAAACUAAAAACAAAACACACACAAAAUGUAUUUCUAUGACAUUCCCUCGGAAUUCUUUUAAUUUUGAUUCGUAAUACUUUGACGAUUAUUUAAAAAUUGUCGUUAUGAACGGUGGGUAGUUUUAUAAGUUUUUGCAUGUCCCCUCUUUCGAAACUGUUUCAAUGUUUUUUACGACGACGAUAAGGACAUGCGAAUAGAAGAGCAUGCGUCGUUGUAAUGCAGCUGGACAUGUCCCGUGCACGUGUUUGUGAUUGUAUACUGCCGUCGUGAUAUAAUACAUCACGACAUGGCCGUUGCCGCCCACAUCCACUGAA